This is a messenger RNA of Hemicordylus capensis (graceful crag lizard), 1688 nucleotides long. RefSeq names its product transmembrane protein 269 (gene TMEM269). The record is from RefSeq and is a predicted model, not a curated record. Lineage: Eukaryota; Metazoa; Chordata; Lepidosauria; Squamata; Cordylidae. Gene Ontology annotation, biological process: phospholipid biosynthetic process. Gene Ontology annotation, molecular function: phosphotransferase activity, for other substituted phosphate groups. Gene Ontology annotation, cellular component: membrane. The transcript is spliced from 7 exons. Bases 182 to 907 code for a protein of 241 amino acids.
CGUGCGGGGGGGGGGGGGAGGCGGGAUGCGCACCGCAUAAAAGCCGGGCUGCCGCCGGCGCAGGAACUCAGCAGCGGGAGCGCAGCGACUCCGAUUGCCGAGCGGAUUCCCUUCCGAAGCAGCAGCAGCAGCAGCAGCAGCAGCAGCAGAAGGGUGUAAUUUCCCCCUGGACUCUGCCAAGAUGUGGAUGCUGUCGCCCCCCUCUGGUGCCCUUCAGCACACCAAGAAGCUCUUCCUGAGCGAGCGAGCCGGCCGCGCGCAAGCGGCCGAGUUCCUGCGCAAGAAUGCCGCCAACGCCCUCUCCAUCGCGAACCUUCUCGCCGGGCUCUCCUCCAUCCUCUGCAGCCUGAACGGGCAGUCGCAUUAUGCCUGCUUGCUGAUCCUGAUUGGGUUCCUGCUGGACCUCGCAGAUGGAGCCGUGGCCAGGCAGCUGAAGGCCUGCUCGGACCUGGGAGCCAAGCUGGAUGACUUCGCCGACUUCACCACCUUCGGCCUGGCCAGCGCCUUGCUGCUGCAAGCCCACGGCCUGCUGGACGGGCUGCUGGCCAUCCUGUACGUGCUGGCUGUCUUCACCCGCCUCUGCUUCUUCCACAGCGGGGUCCCCUUCAUGUACCGGGGCUUGCCCUGCCCUUACGGCGCCGCCGUGCUGGCGACCACCUACCUCCUGACCAGGGGCAACCUGCUGGUGAUGUGCCUCAUUGCCCUGGUGAUGAUCCUCUUCAUGGUGGACCAGGGCUUCUACCCGCACGACCAGGUGCUGGAGUCCCAGGCGUGGAAGAAGGCCGUCUAUGCCGGAGGCGUCGUGAUGCUCCUGUUCUCUGCCUCGCCCUUGUCUCCCCUCUACUAUCUCACCUGGUCCGUCUCUUACAUCUUCUUCCCGAGCCUCUUGUGGAGCUGCAAAGUGUAACCUCGCGGGGGACGGUGGUGCACGGAUGAGGCCGGCUGCUCCAGCGUCAACAGCCACAAGUCGCCUAAAACCUACUAGAGCUGCUGUCGCCGGCUGGGUGGCUCUGGGGUGUCUCCGUCGCUUUCCGCCCCAGACAGGGAGGGGGGUGUCCGGGGAGCACGGCGCCCGCCUGCCGCCCCAGCCGGGUGAACGAUGCCCCAGGCCUCUUCUGCCACGUCGCAGGGAAUGUACAUACUCUUUUCUUUCAAAAAAGCAAACACUCCGUAGACCGAAGAGGAGAAAUCCAUGCUUAGAACUUUAUUUUUUUUACUCCGUGAUUUACUGGUUGACGGGAUGGAGGGAGAUGCAAAGGACUUUGCCAAGCCCUCUCGCCCUGCUGCUUUUCAAGACCCUGCCCUGGACCAGCCCAAAGUGAGAAUUUCCCUGGUGGGAAGAAGAGGAUCCCAGCACUCUCCUGCGCUCGCAGCCCACCGGCCCCAUCGAGAGCCACGCCGUGUGCCAGAGGAAACCUUUCCGGCUGUGGGACCAGAUCUGCCCCGCCCCGCGACCAAAGGGCUGUGCCCUGUGGAGCUGUCCAGGGUGGGGGGCCCAGCAUGCGCCUGCCCCUCGGAAGGGUCGAGGGGGGCCUGCCCCACAAGGUUCACCUCUUUCUCCGCAGAGACCUUUUGGGCCAAACCCCCGUUUUGCUGUCAAGACCAGGCAGAUUGUUUUGUGUCUCUCUGGAAAAGCGUACUUGAAACUAAUGCUCUCAUGUCUUGGGAAAUAAAAGGCAAAAAGUGAA